AUGCCUGUGGACAUUCCUCCAAACCAAAACCAAAGUACCCCACUGGGAGAGACAGAAACAUCUAGUACCCUGAAACAUCUACUAGACAGGCUGCAGAAAUUCCUGAAGGGGAAUCUAGAAGCACUGGGGAUGGCUCAGAUUAUGAUUGGUGUGAAAUGCUUCUUUUAUGGGAUAAUUGGAUUUCUUGUUCCUAAUUCUGAAAUGUACAGAAUCAUUUUCUUCUCAAUUUACACAGGCUUCUCUUUCUGGGGGGCAUUGUCUUUUAUCGUUUCUGGAAGUCUGACUGUUGUGUCUGCCAAGAAGCAAACAAAAUCACUGCUGAGAGGGAAUCUAGGUGCUAACAUUCUCAGCACCUUGGUCUCGAUUAUUGGGAUCUGUAUUCUGUCAUACAAUUUAACAAAAAAUUGCCGCUAUGAUUGCAAGGAGGAAACUUUCUGUUUGGGCGUCAAAUCAAUUGCAACUGAACUUGUGAGUGUCCUGAUUAUCCUAACUUGUCUGCAAAUUUUAAUUUCAUUACCUCUCUCCAUGCUCAACUAUAAUGUGGAUGACAAGAAUAUUCACUGGAAUUUGGUUGCUUGUGAUUAUGGGACCGAGAUGGUUGGCCAGGAGUCACUUAUGUUCAGCUCCUAG
Messenger RNA from Leptonychotes weddellii (Weddell seal), 630 nucleotides. NCBI's taxonomy places the organism in Eukaryota, Metazoa, Chordata, Mammalia, Carnivora, Phocidae. The record is from RefSeq and is a predicted model, not a curated record.